Meloidogyne enterolobii is the source of this 1923-nucleotide messenger RNA. The record is from the annotation of a GenBank genome assembly. Lineage: Eukaryota; Metazoa; Nematoda; Chromadorea; Rhabditida; Meloidogynidae.
UCCGAGGUGGGACAAAUCUGCGAGGGACGAAUCCGAGAUGGGAUGAAUCCGUAAGGGACGAAUCCGAGGUGGGACAAAUCUGCGAGGGACGAAUCCGAGAUGGGAUGAAUCCGUAAGGGACGAAUCCAAGAUGGGACGAAUCUGCAAGGGACGAAUCCGCAACGCACCACCCGGCAAAAUGCCCCCUGAACAAAAACUCACAACAUCAAAAAUGUCCCUUCUCAAAAUGUUCAACAGAGUAAAAAUAUUCAAUUCGUCGAACUCUAAAUUAAAAAUGUGAUAAUCUUGAUAAAAACGGUUAGACACGAUUCCGUGCCACCAGAUUCCGUGCGUUAUGGCCGCGCGUUGUUUUGGGCGUGUCCCCUUUUGCUUUACAUUAUAAAAUAUUUUUCAGAUAUUUUUAAUUUAAUUAAUUUAUUUAAUUAAUUAAUGGCGCAGCUUUUACAAAAAUCUGAAUUAAAUUUAAAUGACACAAAUAAUGACCAAUCUUCACUUUCUUCUUCAUCAUCACUUAAUUCAAAUGACGAUCAAAAUUCUUCUAAAAAUAGAGGAGAGGAGGAAGAUGAAGUGACCGAAAUUUCAUUGCAUGAUUUUUGUCGACAUAAAGGAGAGGAAAGGUCUGGACCUGAUCAAUUUGAAUUGUUGCGUGUUCUCGGACAGGGUUCUUUCGGGAAAGUUUUUUUGGUUAAAAAGAAUUGUGGAAUGGAUAAUGGGCAGUUAUAUGCAAUGAAAGUUUUGAAGAAGGCUACUCUUAAAGUUCGUGAUCGUCUUCGCACAAAAAUGGAACGUGACAUUCUUGCCCAAAUUAGCCAUCCAUUUAUUGUUCGUCUUCACUAUGCAUUCCAAACUGAAGGAAAGCUUUAUUUAAUUUUGGACUUUCUUCAAGGCGGGGAUCUUUUUUCUCGUUUGGCUAAAGAAGUUAUGUUUACUGAAGAGGAUGUUACUUUUUAUAUGGCUGAACUAAUUCUGGCAUUAGAACAUUUACAUUCAAUUGGAAUUGUUUAUAGAGACUUAAAACCAGAAAAUAUUUUAUUAGACUCUGCAGGUCAUAUAAGCUUAACUGAUUUUGGUUUAAGUAAAGAAUCUUUGGAUGAUAGUCAGAUGACUUAUAGUUUUUGUGGAACUAUUGAAUAUAUGGCUCCAGAGGUUGUCAAUCGUCGAGGGCAUUCAGUGGCUGCUGAUUGGUGGUCAUUAGGCGUUCUUAUGUUUGAAAUGUUGACUGGAAAUUUGCCUUUUCAAGCUAAACUUGCAAUGCCUGCUUAUCUUAGCCCUGGAGCUCAAAGUUUACUGCGUGCACUUUUCAAACGUAAUCCUUCAAACCGUUUGGGAGGUGGACCUGAUGGAAUAAAUGCAUUAAAAGGACACAAAUUUUUCAUUGGAAUUGAUUGGAAACGGCUUCUUGCUAGGAAAAUGCAACCUCCAUUUCGACCACAUUUUUCUUCAUCGUUGGAUGUAACGCAUUAUUUUGAUCAGGAAUUUACGAAGAAAACGCCUAUGGAUUCGCCAGCAAUUCCUCCGUCGGCUGCUGCUCAUGAGCUUUUUAGAGGAUUCAGCUUCGUUGCGCCAACAAUUUUUGAGGAGGAUUUAAUUAACUUUCAUGAUGAAAAUGGAAUCAAUUCUGCCUUUCCUAGCGAAUUAGAACUUCAAUUGCUCUCUGAUCGACCUGCGGACAACAUUUAUACUGCUCGUUCAACUUUUGCUAAAAAACACGCGCCAUUCAAUUUUUGUGGGGGAUAUGGACCAAUUGGUGUUAAAGGCGAUGGUGAACAUACCGAAGAACAUUUAACCGACAAAUCUUCUUAUUCUAACACGCCAACGCCAGUUCGUGUGGCUAGUCCGCUUUGUCCGGUUAAUACUUCGGCUCUCGCACAACGUCGACAGCAGCAUCGCAAAAGUUCUGAAAUGUUCUCUUUGAAUGAGUAA